Molecule: messenger RNA, 1821 nt
Organism: Trichophyton rubrum CBS 118892
Lineage: Eukaryota; Fungi; Ascomycota; Eurotiomycetes; Onygenales; Arthrodermataceae
Exons: 2
Coding region: 1-1821 (606 amino acids)
Biological process (GO): regulation of transcription by RNA polymerase II
Cellular component (GO): SAGA complex; SLIK (SAGA-like) complex
Molecular function (GO): protein heterodimerization activity; structural molecule activity
Source: RefSeq, a predicted model, not a curated record
AUGGAUUUGGGAACCAUGACCAAGAAACUGAAGGCCAUCCAAUACAAAUCGAAACAAGAGUUUGUUGACGAUCUUAAUCUCAUCUGGGCAAACUGCUUGAAAUACAACGCCAAUCCUGAGCAUUUCCUACGCAAGCAUGCCCUCUACAUGAGGAAGGAAACGGAAAAGCUUGUGCCACUCAUUCCAGAUAUUGUUAUUAGGGACCGGGCAGAGGUUGAGGCUGAGGAACGAAGACUUCAACUUGCUGACCUUGAUGGUGCGGAAGAGAGUGACGAUGAACCCAUCAUGUCCUCCCGAGGGCGGAAGGCUCCAGGGAAGAAAUCCAAGAAAGGCACAUCAACGACACGGACUGCACCUGAGACUAAGUCAGAGACUACAUCAGUAACUGAUUCUCGACCUCAAGUUCAGGAAGCCCCAGUUGCCCGACAGGACUCUUUCUUAGAAGGGAGUCAAAACGAUUCUUCAACGCCACCCCCGGGUACUCUUACACCUUUGACCCUAAAUAAUAGCGGCCUUCCCGCAACCCAGGGUGAUAGCAUGGAUAUAGAUUGCAUUGGACCACCUCCUGCCGGUCAAUGUGCUGCCCUGUUAGGCCUUGGUUCCGAGUUUGAAGAUCCCGAGUUCAAGGUCUGGAAACUAGUGACAAAGAAGGAUCGUGCUCUUGUCGCUGCUGAAAGACAUAGACUCUUUAAAGGAGAUAAAAUUAAUCCAGAGGAGCAAGCCCUCCUCAGAACAAAGCCUGGUAUGAGAAGAUGGAUUCGAAAUCGCAGAGCAACGCCAGGUGAAACAGAUAAGCCUGAGGCCGCUCCUUCACAGGAAAAAGCCGAACCUAGUGGAGAGACUCUUGCUGAAGGGAUUGAAGAAGAAGAAGAUAAAAUGCUUCCCGAUUAUUAUGAUGUGAUGUCGGCCAUUCCAGACCUUCCUGAGAACCUCCACUGGACCGAAGAUGCUGAAGGGAAUGUCGUAGAGCACUCGGAAGAGUUCCUUCGAGUCCUUCCUAGUGGCUUAUUUACUGCUCCUGUGAGCAAAUUUUCGAAAAAAUUGGAUGCGAACGUGAGGCAAAUGCAAGAGACUAGAAAAGCUUGCUCAAAAAUCAGUAUUGUUAAGCAAAUGCAACAACAAUCUCAGAUGUACCAAAACCAAUUUCAAAAGUACCAACCUGAACGGCUCGUUGAACAAGAUAUCGCGCCUCAUGUCAUGAAUGGCGAGGGGCCGGUAAUCAACCCUUGGGUCUGCAGAGCUGCACUUCAGCGAUCUAUUGGCAAGAUUCUCUAUCACACUGGUUUUGAGGAGUACCAACCCUCCGCUUUGGAUGCUAUUACGGACGUUGCAUCAGACUUCUUCACCAAGAUUGGACAAACCCUUAAAUCCUACAUGGAAGCCCCCAAAGUCCCUGCGUCGGACAACUCGUCAGAUCAGACUGGAACAUCAGAAUGGAAGCUGCCAUAUACCUCCGAGGAGAUGAUUCUGCAUACACUGCAGGCCGUUGGCACAGACGUGGACACAUUAGAGACCUAUGUAAAGGACGAUAUAGACCGCCAUGGCGCUAAACUUGCUGUUAUCCACGAAAGAUUAAAGAACCAUCUUACGGAAUUGUUGCGCCCUGCAUUCGCUGACACGAGUGGUGAUGGGUCUGGAGCUUUCAACGACGGAAGCGAACAAUUCGUUGGGGGUGACUUUGCUGAUGACAUCGAUGAGGAUUUCUUUGGAUUUAAGGAGCUUGGCUUGGAUAAGGAGUUUGGUCUUGCAAGCCUUAGCGUUCCUCUACAUCUCCUUCAGAACAGGAUGUUCAAUGCUCAUCAGGCUCAGAAUGCAAAGUAA